Molecule: messenger RNA, 1357 nt
Organism: Argentina anserina (silverweed cinquefoil)
Lineage: Eukaryota; Viridiplantae; Streptophyta; Magnoliopsida; Rosales; Rosaceae
Product: E3 ubiquitin-protein ligase AIRP2-like
Exons: 5
Coding region: 214-945 (243 amino acids)
Biological process (GO): protein ubiquitination
Molecular function (GO): ubiquitin protein ligase activity
Source: RefSeq, a predicted model, not a curated record
UAAGCAAAGCUUAACUUUGCUCCUAUCUUUCUCUAUUUCUUUUUAAAACCGCACCAUCUAAUGCCUCCCACCUCAAACAUUCUUCAACAAAAACAAAAACCAGAACUUACUCAUCCCACCAAUAAACUCAGUCUUUUCAUCUCAUCCCUCUUCUUGUCUCUGUUUCCUUCCCUUCUUCUUUUCUCCUCAUAACUGAAAAGGGAGGGAGAACACAUGUGGCAAGAUCAGGCCGGCAAAUCUUGUUUCGCAGAAUCUAUCAAGGCUCUUGAAGCUGAUAUACAACAUGCCAACAGCUUGGCAGCUUCUCUUCCCAGAGAUUAUGGUGGAGAUUGUAUCCAAAUGAGAUGGUCUUACAGCCCCUUUGCCCCUCUUUUCCUUUAUUUCAUUGAAUGGAUGGAUUACAGUUGCACAGACAUACUUCCCAAUUACUUGGGCCUCCUCCACAUUCUUGUAUACAAGGUACAUGUAGAUGGUGUUCCUUCAAUAUCCUCCAAAGAACAAAAGAUCAGUAUACGGGAAUUUUAUGGUGUAAUAUAUCCUUAUCUUAGACAACUUGAAGGCGAGUUUAACGAACUGGAAAAUAAUAAGAGAAGCCAAAAGAGGAUGGAAGACUGGAAAAACCUCUCGGAUAAUGAUCUAGACAGAGAUGAUGAAUGCGGUAUAUGUAUGGAAAACUAUGCAAACAUGGUGUUGCCGAAUUGUGGACAUUCUAUGUGUAUCACUUGCUUCCAUGAUUGGAAUGCACGAUCACAGUCAUGCCCUUUUUGCCGUGGCAACCUCAAGAGAGUAAAUUCUACAGACUUGUGGGUGCUCACUAGAAGUAGUGACGUGAUUGAUGCCGUAACUCUUUCAAAGGAGAACCUUAGACGCUUCUAUCUUUAUGUCGAAAAUCUUCCUGUUGUCAUGCCAGCAACACAUGUUGUGGUAUAUGAUUACAUGUUCUGACUUGGAGAUGAAUAAUGAAGUUGCAACUACACAAAAAGCUGAAUUACCUUUGUACAUAUAGUACAAUAUAGAUAGGUUUAUGUAAAUCACCAUGAAAGGUUGACAAGCUGUUUCAUGGUGGCUGUAUAUAGUAGCUGAAAUAUUGAAAUGCCUGUUCCCAAGCAGAAAGGAGGUAGCUUUGGACUUUGGAGAUUCUUGAUUCUACAUCAAUGAGCAGCAGACCAGCCUUCAUCAAAUGAUGGCCUGCAAGUCUGCGGCGACAGCGCUGGAUACACUAGUAUUGAUAUAUGUAAUUGGUAUGCUUGGCAUUCAACACAGUAUUUUGAAACCUGUGUUGCGAUGGAAAUGGCAAGCAGUUUGCUGGUAUUAUGUGUUCUGCUGAUUAAUUCAUGAUGUACUAUAAAUUUAAUGA